Leptopilina boulardi is the source of this 3007-nucleotide messenger RNA. RefSeq names its product programmed cell death protein 2-like (gene trus). Gene Ontology annotation, cellular component: cytoplasm. Bases 476 to 1753 code for a protein of 425 amino acids. The transcript has 4 exons. Lineage: Eukaryota; Metazoa; Arthropoda; Insecta; Hymenoptera; Figitidae. The record is from RefSeq and is a predicted model, not a curated record.
CCAUUAAGUUUCAAUAUUUCUUUUUUAAAUAACUAUUACAAAAUCGACACAGGAAAUUGCAGAGAGUAACAAAAAAAAAGUCGCAUCAUAAACACGUGGAGUACAUAACCUUAAAAUGUUUAUCUCUCGCGAGGAUUAUUAAAGAUAGGAGAAAAGUAAAACAAAUCCUUUUUUUUUUAGAGAAUAAAUUUCUUUGUGUUUACGUGAAAUCCUUUGACGUGUGUUUUUCUACAAUCAAACUUAGAAAAUCGAUAAAUACACGAGGAAAAAGCGCAAGCGUAAAACGCCUGUCGACGCAAACAUAUAGAAAAUACAUGACAAUUUCCUCAGCUGUCAUUUGCAAAACAAGGUGUUUUUGUGAAACAAUUCAAAGUGUCAAUUGUUACUAACUUAUAUAGUCUUCCAUCAAAAAUUUAAUAUUUCAUUUUUUUGUUUUCUUUUAAUAAUUAAAAAAAAAAUAUCUUUAUUCUAACAAAUGGCUUUUGACAAAAGAACGAAAAUUUAUCUUGGAUUUGAGGAUGAAUAUGUUACUGACAAGAAUCGAAGUCUCGUCAAUUUCAUGACUGAUAAAAUCGGUGGAAAACCAGAUUGGCAUAAUGACAAAACAAUAUCGUCCCCACAAUGUCGAUUGUGUGGAUUGCAUCAAAUUUUGGCAUUGCAAAUUUAUGCACCAUUAGAAAAUUCCAAAUAUCAUCGAACACUUUAUAUUUUUGCGUGUACAAAUCCAAAUUGUUGGAAUCACAAUGAGAGUUGGACUUGUUUAAAAGUUCAAUCUCUCGAUGAAUCAACAAAUUCCGAAUCAAUGGAAUGUGGAAGUUUAGCAAUUCCACCGACAACAAGUUGGUUACCCGACGAGGAUGAUUGGGGUGAUACAUGGAAUGAUAAUGGAUCUGAACCAAAUGGAAAUAAUAUGCUACAAAAUGAUCCAAAUAAAUUUACAUUCAAUACUCAACAUUCAAGUUUCGAGGACGAUUUCAAUGUUGAUUUUUCUGAUCUUAGGGUGGACGAUCCUAAUGCAAACAGUCCAGCAAGUGUUGAAUCCCCAGUUGGAGGUGGAGCUGUUGGAAAAGUUGAUUCUCUUCAUGCAACUGCUGAAAUUGAAGGCGAAGAAAGUGAAGUUGUUUGCAUUGAUACACCAACACAACCACAAUGCGACCUAAUUAGUUUAUUACAUGAAGUCACACCAUUGCCCGUUCAUCAUGCCGAUUCUAGAAGUUCAUUAAAUUUUACCGAAAUUUUCAUCUCCAUGAUUGAAGAAUAUUCCCAAACGGAAGUGCCUCAACAUGUUCGCGAUCUAUUUCUCGAGUAUCAACAAAAUGAUCCCGAUUCACUUUUAUCUGAAUCAUCAUCGGCCGAUUUAAAAACAACAACAACAGAAACAACUGGUGUUGAGAAAUAUGAGAAAAGCAUUCCAAAACAUGGCGAUGAAAUGUUUCACGAACUCAUUACACGAAUACAAGAAAAUCCUGGACAAAUAUUGAGAUACUCGAGAAAUAACAGCGCGCCAUUAUUGCUCUAUCCAAUGGGAGGAUGUGUGGGACGAUGUCGACAUUGUGGCGAAGAAAUGACAUUUGAACUACAAAUUUUGCCAACAAUUAUUCAAAAAUUGAGGUUACAACCACGCAAUGAUUUGAAAUUAAAUUUUCAAAUUGAAUUUGGAACCAUUUUGGUGUUUACAUGUGUGAGAAGUUGUUGGUCACCCACUGAUUCCUAUCGUGAAGAACACAUCAUUGUUCAAGCGGAAAGACUGUAAUAACAUUAUAUUAUUAUAAUAUAAAUUAGACAAAAUUUUCAACGUUUUUCAAGUUACACAAAACUAUUAGACAAGAAAAAAAGACAAAAAAAAAAAAAAUUGUUAAUUACAAUAUUGCCGUCAUAAACCAAGUUCCGUCCAGUGUACAACGGAUCUGGGGAGAAAAAAAGAAAACAAUGAAAUUUCUUUGUGCUCAUUAAUUAAUAUUCGUUAGUAUACAAAAAAAAAAAGAAAGGAAAAAGAAAACAUAUUUUUGCGCUUUGAUCUUCUAGAAAAAUUUUGUUGCUCUUACAAUUUUUCUAUAAUUCAUUAAAAUUAAUUUAUUGAUUUAAUGAAAUUUAUUUUUUAUUCUAUUUUUCUGAUAUUCGGAUAAUUAAUUUAUUGUUUAAAUAAUUAACAAAAUAGAUACUGCAUUUUUUUGAAAUUAAAAACAUUUUUUUAUGGUCUAUGAAAAAUACUAAUUAAUCUAUAAGAUGGAAUUUUAAAUUUAAAAAAACUUUUUUUUUUAACAAAAGUGCAAUAAACUUUUAUUAAAAAAUAAAAAAAAGAAAUGGAAAUUUCACACAACUCUAUCUUUGACAUCUUUAUGAACUGAAUUUUUGGAACGUUCCUAAUUGACGGCAGAUAUUUUCUAGAAAAAUAUUUAAAAGAAAUUCAACUUUGAUUGAUUUUUACCGACAGAUGCAAUAAAAAAAAAAAAAUUCCAGUACACAUGGAAUAAACAUGAUUCUUCCGCAAGCAUCUGUGAUAAUUAUUUAUUAUUUUCAAAUAUUAAAUAAAGAAUUUUACGUCUUUUUUUUGCUCAUUAUAAAAAAUAAUUCUUAAAUAGAUAAAAAAAGAAAUUAUUUUUUUAUUUUAUUUUUAAUUGCAAUAGAAAUGCAUUAGAGAAUAUUUUUUGCAUUUUUUUAAAAAGUUGCCUAUAUUAAAAAAUAAAUAUAAAAGCAAAAUUCAUAAAUUUAUUUCUAGAUGACAAAUUUUUGUCAUUGUAAAAUGAUUUUCUACUAGAAAUUCAAGUAUACCUGUAUUAUAUAUUUGAAUUUAAUGAAAUAUCUACGAAAAAAGUUGUUUUUAAAGCUUUGAUUGAGCGAAUUUUCUUAAGGCCGUCAUUCCUAUUGUUUUUACAUAAAAAAAAUUAUGUAUAUAUAUAUAAGUAGAUUUCACGUGUUAAAUUUUAGCGCAAUUUAUUACAUUACAUUUCAUAUUUACAACCUGUGUUGUUAUGUAAUUAAAUAAAUAAUUACUUUCUUGACUUAA